Molecule: messenger RNA, 372 nt
Organism: Rasamsonia emersonii CBS 393.64
Lineage: Eukaryota; Fungi; Ascomycota; Eurotiomycetes; Eurotiales; Trichocomaceae
Exons: 3
Coding region: 1-372 (123 amino acids)
Source: RefSeq, a predicted model, not a curated record
AUGCAGGCGCUCUGGCUCUGGAAGGUGUUUGUGCCGUGGCUGGCGAGGGAUCCGGCGCUGCUGAAGCAGCCCAGGACUUGCUGGCCGGAGACGAGGGAGACAGAGACGCCCAGGAGGAGGAGCGAGAGGAGGACCAUGCUGAUGAGUCUCCUUUAUCUGCCGUACUCCGUAAGUGUACCUACCCCUGUCGUUUCAAUCCCAACCACUCCAUUUAUUCAUUCUUUCUUUCUUUCAGCUCUGUCGGCCACCGGGGCAGCGGGCAGGGCAGAUCACGUCUCCAGCCGAGCGCCGAUCGACAACGCGUCCACCAAUAGACCGGAUCGAGUGGCCGAUCGGCGUGGAGCUGCAAAUACUGUGGCCUCUAGCCUGUAG